AUGGACCAGAAGCCGAUAGGAUCCAAGCCUGAGUACGAAUACUCUUCUUCCUUCAACGCCUACAACAUGAACGCUCCGGGAGCCGUCCCCGCGGUCCCGCCUUCCCUCUCCCCCGUCACUCCCCUCAACUCCGAGUUCCCCGCUACCUCUUCCACCCAGGAGGAGUACUAUGACCGCCGCCAGGGCCCCAACCCGCCGCCGCAGUCGUCGGAGAACUACACGUCCCCUGGUUUCUCGUCCCCGACUUCGACCGCCUCGAGGCGGUCUUCCGACCAGAACUACGACUCCAAGUCCCCUCUGGCUGGCAAGCCGGAGACUGAGGCCAUCAUCAUUCCUCCCAUUGUUCCCCCCUCCGUUCAGUGGCCGACGACCAACUUCGAGGACUGGGACGACCUCCCGGACAUCCUCCGCCAGGACCGCAAGGCCGACUUCACUCCUCGUCGCCCGAUGAACGUCUACUUCAUCUACAUGCGCGUUCGCCGAUCAGAGCUCGCACUCCACAACCCCCAGCUCCAGACUGGAGAGCUCUCCAAGAUCCUUGGUCGCGAGUGGAACAACAUGACCCCGGACCAGAAGGCUCCCUGGGCCGAGCUCGCUGACCGCCUCAUGCGCGCUUUCAAGAAGAAGUUCCCGGACUACCAGUACGAGCGUGGAGGAAGCCGCCGCAACGGUCGCCGACGUGGUGGACGAGGAGUCGGUGGAGCCUUCACGGUUGUUACGCCUCACAUGAUGGUGGAGAACGCCGCGCGCCGCGCCUCGGUUCCCAGCUACCAGCUCGCCCACCCCCGAUCAAUGCCCUACCCGGACCCCCAGUCGCACCAGCACCAGCAGUUCGGCUACCGGGACUUUGCCAACCCGGCCCAGUACCCCAUGCACCAGGGUGGUCUUGCGCCGCUCACCGCUGUUCCUCUUCACUACGCUCAAGGACAGUGGGCGCCGAUGGAGGCGGCUCCUCACCACGAGUACGCUCACCCGCCGCCGCCGCCCCCGCAUGCCGCGCAGCAGUACUACGCCCAGCCCUCGGAGGGACCAUCAUCGUACGCCAGCGCGUACCCUCCGCAGCAGCCGCAGUACUCGCACGCGCCCCACCCCCCGCCCUCGCACCAGUCUCAGCCUGCCAUGUACUCCCAACCUCAACAGUCGGAAGGUGGUGGCUGGGACGAGUACAUCGUCCAGUAA
Molecule: messenger RNA, 1179 nt
Organism: Trichosporon asahii var. asahii CBS 2479
Lineage: Eukaryota; Fungi; Basidiomycota; Tremellomycetes; Trichosporonales; Trichosporonaceae
Exons: 1
Coding region: 1-1179 (392 amino acids)
Biological process (GO): cell differentiation; anatomical structure morphogenesis; regulation of DNA-templated transcription
Molecular function (GO): RNA polymerase II cis-regulatory region sequence-specific DNA binding; DNA-binding transcription factor activity, RNA polymerase II-specific
Source: RefSeq, a predicted model, not a curated record